Paracoccidioides brasiliensis Pb18 is the source of this 1101-nucleotide messenger RNA. RefSeq lists its product as uncharacterized. Bases 1 to 1101 code for a protein of 366 amino acids. Gene Ontology annotation, biological process: peptidyl-lysine dimethylation. Gene Ontology annotation, molecular function: protein-lysine N-methyltransferase activity. The record is from RefSeq and is a predicted model, not a curated record. The transcript is spliced from 2 exons.
AUGCUUCCCUCCCGCCUAAAAGUUAUACGCCAUCAGGAGGACAUCUCACCUUCGCAACAUACUAUCAGGUCAACGGAACAUCAUUCAGCAAACCAGAUUCACUCUUCUCCCACCCUCCCAACCACUUCUGAUGAUGAUGCAGAAGAUCUCUUAACUAGUUUUCUCCCACAUCUCUUUCCUGAUGAAGCGCCAUCAUGUCUCGGAGAGCCUGGUCAAGCGCUAGCAUACGAGUCAGGUCUGUGGGGUGAUGUGACCGUUAUAGUUCCUGAUUACCCCAAACGAGGGGAAGAGGAGGACAGGCUUGGAAAAGGAGGAGGGGUUGAGGAGGGGAGACGGCUCUUUGCGCAUUAUUUGUGGGGUGGGGGGUUGGUUGUCGCUGAAGGAAUCGAAAAAGCGACGGCUGCUCAAGGCGAAAAGGAUACCAUUUGGUGCGUCAACGGAGAAAGAGUGUUGGAACUCGGCGCAGGGGCGGCUCUACCCUCACUCAUAAGCACUCUAGCUGGUGCCGCCGAAGUUACCAUAACAGACCAUCCUUCCUCUCCGGCCCUCUACGGUGCUAUCCAAGCAAACGUCGCCAACAAUAUCCCCGAACACCUCCGGUGCAGAGUAUCCAUACAGCCCCAUGAAUGGGGCAUAUUAAACCCAGAUGAAGUAUCUUCUCAUUCGAAAGAAAACGCAGCACUUCACCUACAUCCAAAGAUAACGUCCCCCUUUAAAUUCGCCCUGGACAAUAAGGGCUCCUUUACAAGAAUUAUAGCAGCGGACUGUCUGUGGAUGAGGAAUCAGCAUGAGAACCUUGUGCGGAGUCUGUUGUGGUUUCUUGCGCCUCCAUCACCGUAUAUCAAUGAAAAGGGAGCUAGGGAAGGAGGAGUAGCUUGGGUUGUUGCGGGGUUCCAUACCGGAAGAGAAGUUGUUGCAUCAUUCUUUGAGACUGCAGUGUCGAAUGGUUUGGUUGUGGAGAGGAUAUGGGAGAGGGAUGUCAAUGCCAGGAAUGAGGAGGGGGAGGUUACCAGGGAGUGGAUGCCUGUGAGGCCGAGGGAGGGACCGGAGAACAGGGCAAGGUGGUGCGUGGUCGCGUUCUUGAGAAAGGGGAUAGACUAA